Molecule: messenger RNA, 3381 nt
Organism: Rhipicephalus sanguineus (brown dog tick)
Lineage: Eukaryota; Metazoa; Arthropoda; Arachnida; Ixodida; Ixodidae
Gene: SF2
Product: serine/arginine-rich splicing factor 1B
Exons: 4
Coding region: 116-787 (223 amino acids)
Cellular component (GO): cytoplasm; ribonucleoprotein complex; nucleus
Molecular function (GO): mRNA binding
Source: RefSeq, a predicted model, not a curated record
UCGUUUAUCGCGAGAAAAAGCGAGAGGGAGGCGACAAUCUUGUGAUUGCUUCACGAAGAACGUUUUCGUGUGCUUUGUGCACUUUGUGUUCCAUCGCUCGUAAUCCGUCGACAUCAUGUCUUUCCGAGGAAACGAAUGCAGGAUCUAUGUGGGCAACUUGCCCCCGGACAUCAGGAGCAAGGAUAUUGAGGAUUUGUUUUACAAAUUCGGCAAGAUAACUUUCAUCGACUUGAAGAACCGCAGGGGUCCGCCAUUCGCUUUUGUUGAAUUCGACGACCCCAGGGAUGCAGAGGAUGCGGUGCAAGCCCGGGACGGCUAUGACUAUGAUGGCUACCGCUUGCGUGUGGAAUUCCCCCGGGGCUCUGCACCCGGGCGGGGCAGCAUGGGACCCGGCAGAGGCAGGGGCCCCCCGGCCCGGAGGUCUCAGUACAGGGUUCUUGUUUCAGGUUUGCCCCCUAGUGGCAGUUGGCAGGACCUGAAGGAUCACAUGAGGGAGGCUGGUGAUGUUUGCUAUGCUGAUGUGUUCAAGGACGGCACAGGUGUUGUGGAGUUCCUCCGAUAUGAGGACAUGAAAUAUGCUGUCAAGAAGCUGGAUGACUCGCGCUUUCGAUCCCAUGAGGGUGAAGUGUCGUACAUCAGAGUGCGUGAAGACUACAGCAGCCGCUCGCGCAGCCGAAGCCGCAGCUACUCUCCACGCCGCUCUCGUGGUUCUCCUACGUACUCACCAGCCCGCCGGUCUGGGUCACGAACACCGUCACGGUCUCGCUCCUGCUCACACUCCAACUGAACUGGGAACAUUUGGGGUCUGAUAUGAGGACAGCACUAUGCGCUCCACAGGCAACUUUUCCAACCCAAGUUUUUUUGGUGAAUCAUUGUAGCUUCGCUUUUUUUUUUUUUCUUUGCAAUGCUGUGGUUGUUCCAGGUGCUGUUGCUCUGUUCUGAUUUUGGGCCAUGACAUUGGCUACAAUCUUAUCAUUUUUCAAAACCUGGGAAGGGAAGGUCAGCUGGCCGUUCUUAGAUUUUUUUUUUUUUUUUCAUGUAACUCCAGGGUACAGUUCACAGGCAUUCAUUGAUGCUAAACUUUAGCAGCUGGCUUCUAGCUGUAGUAAGAUAUGCAGAAGCUAGCUAGAACCUGUCAUACCAAUUCUUCAUCCAAAUGAUUUUUCUGCAUUGCAUAUGCAUAGAUUCCUCUUUGUAAAUCCGCAUUCGUGCUUGAUGCAAGUAGUACUGCUUAAAUCGUGUGUCGCCUUUGUAGUGUGGGCAUGUCAUUUUUGCAUCACUGUUUCGUUAGCCCACCGUUUUGUAACAAGCUAUGUACAGAUUGUGUUUCACCUUUACUUUUUUUUUUUCUUGUCACAUGAGUAGCGCACAUGUAGGAAUUGUAUGCAUACAUCUAUCAGCCUGCCCAUUUGUAUGUUCGCACAUCAUGCAUUCGUAUUCGGGUAGCACUUGAGUUGUCACCAGCUGCAGCAAAAAGCACAUUUCGAUACAAGUGUUUGUGGUGUGUUGUUUCCAGAGCUAAAAAAAAAAAAUGUCUUGUGAAUGGCGAUGCCCAUCUCUUGUCUCAAUCUGUUUGUCUGUCUAGAUGCCACAAAACGGGAGGAUGGCACACGUCGCUGAGGAUCACUAAAGCGGAUAUGUUUGCGGACACGCACAUUCGGAUCGGAGGAGCUUAGCGGGAGGAUUGUGAAAAAGGUGUGGUGCCGCCCUACCGAGGAUUUGGCAAGGCGCACACAACAGGAAGGGGAGGAAAAAAAAGGAAAAAAGAUUUCGUUCAGUAGAGCAAGCGCUGGUUCGGGGAGCGCAAGAGGAGUACGGCGCUGGGAGAAGUGGCUCGCACACAAUGGCAGGAGGAGAACACGCCGCGUAGCGCAUAGGAAGGAGCAGCACGCAUCCUGCACAUGGGAGACGGAAUUGGCCAUCAGGAUUUUGGAGCCUCGUUUCAGGGUAGGCCCCUCCCUCAAACCGCCCCGCAUUGUCGCUCGCUCGCCGCCGGGCCGGCUCGUGCGCUCUCACUUGCUCCCCCCUGUCUCUUUUUGGAGGGCGUCUUGCGGCUUUGCUGGGCCAGGCCUGCUUCAGUUUGUAAUCUGCCAUCCUUCACGCUUCUGUUCUGCCACAAGGCUCAGUAGCCGUUUAAAACAUAAGUGCUCUGGGUGCGAGUGCUCACUAACCUCCUGUUCUCUCUUUCACUGUUUCUGUGUUGAUCUAACAAACCCUGUUGUGCCCUUUUGAAUGAAAUUGCAAACAUCAAGCCACAACUUCUAGAUUGAAGUGCAGGGUGGUAGUCGACACUGGCUCAUUUUUUUCUAUCCCUGUAAAUUAACUGGCCCAAAGCCCGGCAAAGUCCCUCGACUUGCAAACUAGUGACGACUCCCUUCAAGAUGAAUGCAGAGAGUCCAAGUGCUGUGUAUUUAUCUGUGGCUCUCUUUCUCCAAAGACUUUGAAUCAAGUCUGGUGACAUCAUCAGGGAGAGAAAUGCCCGUUUUGUUUAUCUUCAGGGGAGUCGCUCAUUUCCAUUCUUCUGGCUUUUAAGACAAUAUUCUUAUCUCGGGCACCUUUCAACACUUUAUUUGAAGAGUGGCGUGUUUAAACGUCUGUAGAGUCGUCUCUUUAGAUUAGAUAUCCCCCACGUGGGUAUAGUGACUGCCGUAUUGAAACGUUUUGUGGCUGUUUGCUGUGUCGUGCAAGUGAUGCCUACUGUACAUCUGUUGCCCCUGCCCAAGCAGUAAAGGAAAAGAAUUUGUACCCUAUUCUUAUGUGCAGCGUUGUGUGAUUGUGUCAUAUGGGUUGGGAUGGGGGGGGAGCCGUUCGUGCCACUCUGCUUUGCUAACCGUCCUGUCCUGUUUUCUUGCCAAAGGUCUCACUCCUGACGAGGAGGAGGACUGACACGCAGGGGUUCAGGACCUGUUUACACGUGUGUGUGGAAUCUGGAUCAAUAGGAUUGGAUGGAAUUCAGGAUUGGAUCCACACAUGGCAGGAUGCAAACAGGUGCCGUAAGAGUUGCGCGCAACUGUGGGCUGGGCUGGCGGGGUGGGCUAUUGUGGCUAGUACUAGAUGCAGCUUUGGGGUGGUUGGUGGGCUCUCUCUCUGCAGCCUUUUGCAAAGCAGUACUUCUAUUAUAAAGCAGUACUCGUAGCGUAAGUAGUGUAAUCAAGUUUAGGUCUAGCUUUAAGCUGUUUCUGUACAAUCAACUAUCUUUCUUUAGGUGGUAGAUUUUUCAGCACUCGUCAGAGGUGAGUAUGAACGUGGGGGCAGCGUGGCAUCCGAAAGUGGCAAUACAGUGGCAACUUAAAAAGGCAGAGCAGGCUAGCCUGUAGACCCUGUGUAAUCAGUGUUAAGCUGAUGGUCUUGAGUUGGCAUUAAAAGUGACAUCUGGUUUGA